Trypanosoma rangeli is the source of this 4590-nucleotide messenger RNA. Its product is annotated as putative Unc104-like kinesin. The record is from RefSeq and is a predicted model, not a curated record. Lineage: Eukaryota; Euglenozoa; Kinetoplastea; Trypanosomatida; Trypanosomatidae. Gene Ontology annotation, biological process: microtubule-based movement; mitotic spindle organization. The coding region runs from base 1 to 4590 and encodes 1529 amino acids. Gene Ontology annotation, molecular function: microtubule binding; ATP binding; microtubule motor activity. The transcript has a single exon.
AUGUCACAUAUUAACCAGGCAGAGGAAGGACGCAUCACUGUUUGUGUUCGGGCUCGUCCCCUCAGUGAACGCGAAAAACGUUUGAAAUCACCGUCAUGUCUUCGCUUUCAUGAUGGAAAAACAGUGCGGAUUUUCAGGACAGGUUGCCCUGAAGAUGGUGCGGAGGGAACGGAUGAGGCUUCCACGGCGAAAGUCUUUGCUUUUGAUCGUGCCUACGACUCCAACGUGGUGCAGGCCUCACUGUAUGAGGAUUUGGGAUUGCCCGUGCUGGCCUCUAGUUUUAAGGGGUUUAACACCUGCAUUUUUGCGUAUGGCCAGACGGGAAGCGGGAAGAGUUACUCUAUGAUGGGACCCUCUGGUGGUCGCGACGUGUUUGUGGAUCCGGGUAUUAUUCCUCGUUUAUCCAAAGGGCUUUUUGCCAUGGUGCAGGAACGGCAUGCCAAGAAUGCGAACGAUCGUGAGGCAGCGCGUGCGAAUGCGGUGGAAGAGCAUGCUCUCCCACCUGAGCUAAAUAUAACUGUUUUGGUGAGUUACAUGGAAAUCUAUCAAGAGCGUGUGAAUUGCUUACUGAACAAUAAGCUUGAUAAUCUCAAGGUUCGUGAACACCCGGCGCUUGGUGUGUACGUGGAGAAGCUUAGUGAGGUGAAGGUGUUCUCGGAGAACGACAUUAUGCAGGUUGUAGAUAGAGGCAACCAGGGCCGCCACACAGCUGCCACGAAGAUGAAUGAUCGUUCCAGCCGCUCGCACGCCAUAUUUUCAAUCUCACUCAUUCAGGAGCAUAAAAGCGUCACAAAGGAUGGUAAUGCUUCCUCAACAGCGCUUCGGGCCAAAAUUAAUCUUGUGGACCUUGCAGGUAGUGAGCGGGCAAAGUCAACUGGAGCGGAGGGAGAUACGCUCCGUGAAGGGGCUAACAUCAACAGGUCUCUCACCGUCUUGGGGCAGGUGAUCAAUGCUUUGGCGCAAUUGAGCAAACAAAAGUCGGACGCAGCCGGCCCUAAGCAUGUUCCAUAUCGAGACUCUACACUGACUUUUAUUUUGAAGGAGUCCCUUGGAGGCAACAGUAAAACAUUCAUGUUGUCGACGCUUAGCCCUGCAGCGGCAAAUUACGAGGAGACACUAAGUACGCUGCGAUACGCUGACCGCGCUAAGGCGAUUGUGACGCGAGCCAUCAUCAAUGAAUCGGCAGGAGACAGGAAAAUACGUGAAUUAGAAGAUGAGGUUCGCGUGUUGCGAGAGAAGAUGCGACACUAUGAGGAAAUGGUUGCACAUGGGGAAGCCGUGAGUAACAUUUCCAACCGUGUCUCGCAAGAGUCGACGAAUGAUGCUGGUGACGAUGGGGAAACAAGAACCAUUGUGGAGGAUGACAUGAUUUAUGCUCACGCUAAGACACCGAGGUGGGCAGGAGAUGCGGCGGCGUUGGAACGAGAAUUACGCCGUUCGGAAAGUCUAAUUCAACACCUUGUGGCUAACAAAGGUAUCUCACUGGAGGCAUCCACGCUGCGUGAUAUGUAUCCUUCCACUCCCACAAUUAGAGUCAAUCGUAAUGAACCGUUUUUGCUUAAUAUGGAUGGAGUUGGGGACUGGGUGGUGGAGUAUCUUUUCCCCGGCACAACAUAUUUUGGACGCGAGGCAGGUGAUACGGAAAAGGGUGCGCGUUGCAUUGUGGUCAGUGGGGAGCAGACGGCUGGUAUUGCUGCCCGACACUGCUGUUUUAUCAGGCAAGAGGGUGGUGAGGUGUUGCUUCGACCGCUGGAUGGCAACCUGACGUACAUUGACGAUGAUCAAGAUCCCGUCGCUGAGGAUACCCCGCUGAAAGGUGGUACUGUGGUCUGCUUGGGUGACGAAUAUGUGCAGUUUAAAUUUUUUGACCCCACCGCACCACAGCCGACGGCGCGGCGUCGCAAUGUGCGAAAUACGGAAUCUCCUACAAACAAUGCCUUGAGUCCCAGCGUUAAAAAGUCCUCAUUAAACAAUCAAUGCCUGAAGUCAUCUGUGAGUGACGGUGCUGGCAGUGGGAAUGUGGGUCAUCCAACUGUACCAGCCCUACGACUGAAGGAGGCACUGCAACGUGAUCGAUCAUGCGGCACACGUAUAAAAAACGCGCACCACGACCCAAUGACACCAACAAUGAGUUCCACCACGACUGAACCAGGUGGUGUUUCUAUGGUGGGCAUCACGCCACGGACGACGCGGGCAACUGGGAGGGUGGUUAUUUCCCCCAAUGAUGAACUCAGAGUUAUGUACCGUCAUACAUUUCUUUUUAUUGGCGCCAGUAAUGCUGGAAAGAGUGCCUUUCGUGAAAAUUUGCAAAAACCCGACAAGUGGUAUUCAAUGUUCGCAAAUGAAAAACUGCACGUACGACCAACUUUUGGUGUGGAUUCCUCGUUAAUUGAGACGGCAGCAGGAAAACAGAGUGUACAGAUGAACCUCAUGGAGUUGAGUGGCGAUCGAUGUUUUUCUCUUGUUGAGGGACUUUUACCAACACGGCGUGUGACCUAUGUCUUGUGUUUUUCGCUUCAGAAAAUACCCUCACUGGAGACAUUGCAACCUUUACUGGAGUUUAUUCUCUGUCGAACCUCCAGUAGGGAUGCGACUGUGGUUCUCAUUGGGACGUAUCUUGAUACUUUCAGCCUUGAGGAGGAGGAGUUGGGCCAGGUAUUUGCCACCAUAGAGAUGGAGAUCAAUAACUACUUUCGUCUUGUACAGGACAUUCCAGAGAAGCGGCCUUCUAUAGUGGGUCGUUUUGCGGUUGAUAACAUUUCCCGUGUGGUGGUUUCCCCCGGAUUUUCCAAAAUGAAGAAGUUUCCUGAGCUUUUGUGCUGGUUCGGUGAGCAGGUUUUGCAGCGGUGCCGCAAUGAUGUUGAAUUCCCAAAUGCUGAGGUUCCCUUGCGGGCGCUGGCGCUGUCAAAGAAAAUUCGUGAGCUGACUCGUGGAGGGCAAUGGUAUCUCACAUCCGCAAGUUACAAAGCCAUCGCCAAGGCUGUUGAUGCUCGUUAUGGUUUAAGCAGGGAUGAUUUGCAUCGCCACACUCAGCUUCUGGUAAGUUGGGGCGUCUUACAUCACCAUUUUAGACAUUUUUUAAUGAAGAAGUACGUGAUGGUGGAUGUUCAAUGGGUGUACCGUGUGGUGGCUGUCUUGUCUUGUUGUACACCCUCGGUUAGUUUUGGUGUGGAGCCCAGUACCUUGUGGAAACCGCUGCCGUUUGUCAGGUGUCAAACACUGUUGGAAAAAAUGCGUGAUGUAAUUCCUUUCGACGUUGAUGCUGUUCUUGCCUCUGACGUGUACUCUGUUUUCAACAGAGGUGUUCUGUCCGUGAAGACAGCCAUGCUGCUUUUUCGCGGGGUUAUGGCAGAAAAGGGCCUUGAUUUUUGCUCCCUCACUGGCCUUUUGGAGGUGCUGCGAAUAUACGACUUUGUUGUUAUGGGAAGCCGCCUCAAGUUUUCCUCUUUUAUGGGUGACCUAACGGAGAACGUGCCAGGUAGGAGUCGUGACGUUACUCUAAAAAAGGAGACGAAUUAUGUUGAGAAUGGGACCAUGAAACACGCUGCUGAGGAUAAAGAGGAGGAUAAACAGACAACACCGGCGGCACAGACUUCAUCGAUGGAGAUGUUUCUGCUCAUUCCCGCCUGCUUCAACUCUCAACCCCCCUCGGCAUUCAAUGUACACUUGCCAUCUUUUCUUUGCGGCCCCUUCUACCGAUUUACGCUCAACAUUGUGCCACACAAUUUCUUUGCGUGCGUCACGAGUCGUGUGGCGCAUCUUUCAGAAAAAAUAUAUCUCGGCCCUGUCAGCGCUCGUCCGGUGCCGGUGGAAGAUCUUGUGGGUGGUGACUGCAACGGCAUUACAAUCACUGGAAGCAUUCAUAAUACCUUUGGAGACAAGAAGGUUCAGAAGGGCGGUGCUCGCGCCGUGGGAAUAAGUACGGAGGGCAAGCCAAUGGGUAUGACGUCGAUGGUGGACAAGAGUCACUUUUGGGAGUCCACGGCGUGGGUGAUCAGCUCGGCUAGAAGCCGUGCGCUCAUUCGCAUGGUGCAACACUCUCUCCUUAUCACAUUCCACGACUUUGACGACGAUGAGGAGUUUUACGAUGGCUUGCUCCGCGUAGUGCGCAACCUUGUCUUUGAAAGUCCUGGAGUACAGUGCGAGGAGAGCAUUUUGUGCUCGCUGGAUUUCAUGGAUGAGGGGGAGAAGGCGAAUGAGGUUCACGGUGACAGGGUAUACUGGCGUGGUGUCGACGAUAAUCUAAACUCGCUGGAGAAGAUCCGACAGCGCGAGCAGCUUGCACUCAUGACAGCACGUAGUACUACAUCCUGUAUUCGCCCUGAUGAUCCCGCGCCGCAAAAUACGGCUCAAGACAUGAUGCAGGAAGAGGAAGGCGCCAUACUGAUACCUUUUGUGAGAAACCGCAAGGAGCCCAUUGACGUGGAGGCGUCAAUGCGCCGCGUCUGCGAGGAUUCCCUCUUAACCAAUGAAGUGCUGAAUGGGGUGAGUGAGGCGCUACAUGAGAUGAACAGCGCCCGGCGUCGUGGCAGCGGCGCCGGGCAGUGCGAAGCGAUGGACCGCCUUGUGGACUUACUUGCGCAGGCGUAG